This is a messenger RNA of Zea mays, 666 nucleotides long. Its product is annotated as V-type proton ATPase subunit e1. The record is from RefSeq and is a predicted model, not a curated record. NCBI's taxonomy places the organism in Eukaryota, Viridiplantae, Streptophyta, Magnoliopsida, Poales, Poaceae. The transcript is spliced from 3 exons. Gene Ontology annotation, biological process: proton transmembrane transport. Bases 184 to 393 code for a protein of 69 amino acids. Gene Ontology annotation, molecular function: proton-transporting ATPase activity, rotational mechanism. Gene Ontology annotation, cellular component: proton-transporting V-type ATPase, V0 domain.
CUUUUGCAAGUCCAUCUCGAGCCCAUAAACGAAUUAUUACGAUCCAGAAGCACCCACGUGACGUGGCUAGCAGCAACUCCAUCUCCUUUUCCGGUCUUCCCGACCGAGCGAUCCAGCCAGCGAGAGGUUGCGAGAAGUAGCCGCCGGAGGAGCACGCCAAGGCCGCCGCCUACGAGGACGGCCAUGGGGUUCUGGGUGACCACGCUCAUCUUUCUCCUCGCCGGCGUCGCCGCAUCCCUCUUCACGCUCCUCUGCUGCAACCGCGGGCCCUCCACAAACCUAUUCCAUUUGACCUUGGUGACUACAGCUGUAAUUUGUUGUUGGAUGAUGUAUGCUAUCGUUUACCUUGCUCAGAUGAAGCCAUUGAUCAACCCCAUCCUGAGCGGGGAGUGAUCUCUCCUCUGCAUUAAAAAGAAUGAAAGCUAGGUCUGCUGUACCAUUAUUCAGUCUGUGAACUUCCUAUUCAUUUGGCCCCACCUGAUGAAAUAAAUAAACUGCCAUGAGUUUUUUUUUUUUUGCUACUCCUUCACUGCAGACAUUGAGAAGGCUCGCUGUGAUUAGUGUAUGCAAUUGUAUGAUAUACGCAAUAAUAAUAAUAGUAUCUAAAUAUAUGUGUGCCGCUCAUUGGAAUGUCUGGGUGCGUGUACCCAACUUUGUUCGUCACGA